AAGAAUGAUUACAUUCAUCUGACAAUUAGUAAGGGUGGUAUUAUGUUGAGAGAAUAGCUUGUGGAUUGUCUAAAAGACUCAUACUGGAUUCUCUGAAGGAAGGCAGCGUCUGAGUUCAUUCACCAUGGGGAGAGAGGAUGGGGACAUGCCAGACUCUCUACCAACCAUCCCUGAGGAGGUAUUUGCAAAAGGCUACCCCAACCUGGCCUUCCAUGAGGAUACGAAGCCUCAGGAGCGGAUGACAGAGGGGCAGCCAACCGUUGACACGGAGCGCAAGCCAAAGAAGGGCCUCGGGAAGAAAAAAGAACCAGCAAAAGCAGUGGGAUUUUUCCAGUUGUUCCGCUACGCUACUGGUUGUGAGGUGCUCCUAAUGAUAAUCGGCCUGCUAUGUGCUGCUCUCCACGGGAUAGCCCUGCCCCUUAUGUGUAUUGUGUUUGGACAGAUGACCGACAGCUUUGUACAAAGUGGACAACAGCUCAACCUUACAGCCAAUUUCACUGUGGAGGAGAUCAGCGCUUUAUUGAACUCAACUGACGGAUGUAUUCAGAUUCCUGGAGUUGAUAUACAGGCUCUAAUGACUCGACAUGCCUAUUACUUCAUCGGGAUCGGUUGUGCUGUGUUCCUGCUGGGGACCUUUCAGGUGAUGUUGUUCUUGCUGACAGCCACCAAACAGACCAAACGGAUCCGGGAGAAAUACUUCCAUGCCAUCCUCCACCAACAGAUGUCCUGGUUUGAUACACACCAGAUAGGAGUUCUCAAUGUUAGGUUGACAGAGUAA
Salvelinus fontinalis (brook trout) is the source of this 778-nucleotide messenger RNA. RefSeq names its product ATP-dependent translocase ABCB1-like. Gene Ontology annotation, molecular function: ABC-type transporter activity; ATP binding. Gene Ontology annotation, biological process: transmembrane transport. The transcript has 7 exons. The record is from RefSeq and is a predicted model, not a curated record. Gene Ontology annotation, cellular component: membrane. Lineage: Eukaryota; Metazoa; Chordata; Actinopteri; Salmoniformes; Salmonidae. The coding region runs from base 125 to 778 and encodes 217 amino acids.